CGAGUUACAUGGGCGUGGUGUCAGUUAAAUUCGCUUCCGAUUCUCUCAAUUUCAUUAGAUUGGAGCUGCAGAUUUCUCUUUUCAAUGCGAGAGAUCAUAUUUUUAAAGCGGAAUUGAGGUUUGCUGCAUUCCUGCGUAUUUCAGCAGCUGCUUUGGAGAGAGAGACAGAAAGAGUUGUACGUUUCUGCAACUACCAAUUUCCUGGUCAAACUUCCGUUGCGAAAGGUCUGCCCUUGGCUUUCACCUCAUCUUAUCAUGAAGUCGACCGAAAUAUUAAGUGAAAAAUCAAGUUCAAGGUCUGUGGCUUAAAGAGAUGAGCUAAUGGAUGUAUAACAAAAAAAUCUACCUCUGGUUGAGAGAGAACAAAAUGCAAUUUUGUUAUUGGCGCUGAAUACAUGGGGCGUCGGGUGGAAAUUUCACUUCUUUGUUUCAUUAUCUUGCUCUGGUUUCAGCAGACUCUUUCUGAUGGGCCGGCAACAAAUUCCGACACAAACAAGUGGGCAUGCACGUGUUCUAUUGCACGGGAACAAAUCUUGGCCUUUGUCCUGGAAAACUGCUCUUCUUCAUGUGAUUGUAUCCCUGCUGCUGGAGGAUCGGAUGAAAAUAGAUGGACUUGCAUUUGCUAUGCUGGUGGGUUACCUAGGUUAGUAGGUGAAAAAAAUGGAAGCAGCUGUUUUACGGCGUGUAAUUGUAAUGCUGGGACUUUAUCCGAGUUAGAGCCUUCAAAGAAACGGUUUCCAGUCAAAGUUGUUUUCAUAGUUCUGUUGGUCUGUCUUGUCCUGGCGGCUAUUGGAUUGGCUGCUCUAAUGUUAUGGCAUGUCUAUAGAAAGGACAAAUAUCCAAUUCAAUGGGAUUCAUCCUCAUCAGAUAGACUAACAAGUUGUAACAGUGCCGUAAACUUGAUAAACCAUAGUUCUUCUCCUAUGCCAGUAUACAGAGGAUAUCUAGAUUCCUCUGCCAAACCUUUUAUGGGAUGCAUUCCCCAGAAUCCAUUCUUGUUGAGAAGGGGAACAAAAGCACUGCAUGGAACGAUAAUACAGUUCUCAUAUUCUGAGUUGGAAAAUGCAACAAACAGAUUUUCUGAUACUAAUUUGGUCGGAGUAGGAGGAUGCAGUCAUGUCUACCGUGGUAAUCUUAAAGACGGUAGAACGGUUGCGGUCAAGAGAAUGAAAUCGGAAGGUGGCUCGGAUGCCGAACAUGUUUUCCUGGCUGAGAUACAACUAAUUGCAAGACUUCACCACUGUCAUGUGGUUCCUUUGCUUGGAUACUGUUUGGAACACCAAGGGAAGAAUGUUGAGAGGCUACUUGUAUUCGAGUAUAUUCCCAAUGGUAAUCUCAGGGAAUGUCUCGAUGGGGAACUAGGCCAAUGUUUGGGCUGGAAUACUCGAGUUUCAAUAGCUAUUGGAGCUGCACGAGGUUUGGAGUAUCUCCAUGAUGCUGCUGCGCCUAGAAUACUGCACAGAGAUGUCAAAUCCACCAACAUUCUCUUAGACGAAAGAUGGAGAGCCAAGAUUACUGAUCUUGGCAUGGCUAAACACAUUCAGAAUGAUGGCAUUCUCAGCUGUUCCAGUUCUCCAGCUAGAAUGGAAGGGACCUUCGGUUACUUUGCACCAGAGUACGCAAUUGUUGGACGAGCUUCCCUGAAGUCUGAUGUUUUCAGUUUUGGUGUAGUUCUCCUUGAAAUCAUCACUGGUCGAAAGCCUAUCCACAAGGCAUCGAACAAAGAGGCAGAAAGUCUCGUGAUAUGGGCAACAGCUCGUCUGCAUGACAGUAAGAGAGUGAUACAUGAGUUGCCAGACCCGCGUCUCCAAGGCAAGUUUGAAGAAGAAGAGAUGCAGGUAAUGGCCUACUUAGCAAAGGAGUGCCUGCUGUUGGAUCCUGAUUCUCGACCAACCAUGAGCGAAGUGGUCCAGAUUCUUUCGACUAUCGCUCCGAACAGAUCAAAACGGAAUAAUCUGCCACUGUGCGCUUUCCAGUGUGGAGUGAAGAGUGAGAAUCCAGAGAUGAGUGAUGGAGAUCUUCACGACGCAUCCUCCUCUUCGACAGAAGAGAUCAAGCAAAUCACGUCCGAGGUCAUCAGGAAUGACAAGGAAGCAGAAGCUUUGCCAUCCGACAUGGAGAAACUGAUGUUCUUCACCUCAAAGAGACAAAGCUCGCGGGGCCUACAAGACGACGAAGUGGUGGUGGAUUCAACAGAGAGUGAGAAGGAAGCAUAUGCUUUGCCAUCCGAUGUGGAAAAGCUGAUGAUGUUCCACACCUUAAAGAGACGAAGCUUGCGGGACCCACAAGAUGACGAAGUGGUGGUGGAUUUAACAGAGCCACGGUUGGAGACAUUCUGCUUGGCAAACGUUGAGUCCCAUAGUCUCAAGAUUUCAUACACAGGUACAUAAGAAACUAAAUCACAUUAGCAGCUGCUAUACAUUAAACCAAAAGAUGGAAUGAGCUCAGCAUUACCUAUGAAAUGUGAUGACUUUCAUUUGUAUUCCUUUUUUUCUUAAUUUUGAGUUGUAAAAAAUGUGUUAGGAUACGAUUGAAGGAGGAAAAGAGAAUGGGCAGAACAGUCGUAUAUAUUUUUCCACUUAUUUAUUGUAAUUUUUUUAUGUACCCAUAUAAUUAAUUAAAGUAGUAAUUUAAGAUCA
Messenger RNA from Salvia splendens (bonfire salvia), 2639 nucleotides. RefSeq names its product receptor-like serine/threonine-protein kinase NCRK. The transcript has 12 exons. Gene Ontology annotation, biological process: protein phosphorylation. The record is from RefSeq and is a predicted model, not a curated record. Gene Ontology annotation, molecular function: protein kinase activity; ATP binding. NCBI's taxonomy places the organism in Eukaryota, Viridiplantae, Streptophyta, Magnoliopsida, Lamiales, Lamiaceae. Bases 396 to 2390 code for a protein of 664 amino acids.